This is a messenger RNA of Hyaloscypha bicolor E, 1145 nucleotides long. RefSeq lists its product as uncharacterized. The record is from RefSeq and is a predicted model, not a curated record. NCBI's taxonomy places the organism in Eukaryota, Fungi, Ascomycota, Leotiomycetes, Helotiales, Hyaloscyphaceae. The transcript has a single exon. The coding region runs from base 82 to 873 and encodes 263 amino acids.
UUAAUUAAAUAACUAAUUGCUUUAUAUAUAAAAAGAAUAGCUUAAUUAAUUGUAUUACUCUGGUAAGAGACUUAAAAUCCAAUGACUUCUUUGAAUUCGUUCCCUAUAUUCGGCAAGCUUCCUCAAGAAGUCCGGAACAUGGUAUUUAGAGCAGCAGCGGAUAACGAAGACUCUAACAUCGUCGAAGUAGAAUUUAUCCGCACCCCAACAAUCCGACGCAAGGGGCACCCCAGAAAUUCUAGGCGACCCAGAAGUAUAGUCUGGAUCUACAGCUGCACACCCUACCACGUCUCUCCUCUGCUCAACACAUCCAAGGAGAGCCGAGCCGAAUAUCUCCUCCGACACCCCCACACCUUACAAUUAAACCGCGGCACACCAGUAGUGCACUUCAACGCCGCCCGCGACACGAUAUACUUCGACGCUGAAUCACUCUUCAACUUCUGGCAUUAUAUAACGAGACAUAGGGCACGGCCGACCAAAAUCCUAACCCGGAACCUGAAAGGCUUCCAGGCGGUACAGGUUCUCGGCUCGUACUUCCCUGGCACGUCGACAGUGCACAACAACGGACUGGCCGACGUGCGAGUGCCUGUUGAGCGAGCAUUGACUAAUCUCCAGCGUAUCCGAUGCCUAGGAGCACGAGGGGUCCAUCCUGGGGGCUGGGAUCCCGCGACGAUAAUGCCGCCUAACCAGAGACCGCUGCCGCGGAGGUUGAGGAGGGCGCUGAUUCAGCUUCUGGAUGACUUUGAGAAUGGUAUGCAAUUUCCUGGGCAUCCGCAAAGGGCAAGAAUUGUGGCGCAGAGGGAUAGGAUUGAGGAUGCGAGGGAUGAUGUGGACGUUGAUGUUGAUGACUUCUUCGCGCCAGCGCUGGGGUAGUCGGCAUUCCGGUGUCCCAGGGGUAGGUACUCUUGCCGCAGGUUCGUCUUCCAAUAGGAAUCUAGGGAAUCUAAUGUGGAGUAUCGAUUUGGUAAGUGUAGAUAUCAUGUUCAGUAAGUUUCCAUAAUGGGUGGGGAAGUGUAUGGCGGUACUAAAAAGCACUUGCUCGACACAACAAGAAAUCUGGGACAUUGGAUGUACUACAACUUGAGAGACAUUCGGAGGGGGGGACAAAUUCAUAGCUGCACUGUUACUCCCGCCAAACGAUCAAG